AUGGCCACGGGCGGGGAGAAGCGGGCGGCGCUGCUGCGGCAGAUAACGGAGGAGGGCGGGUUCGCGUUCGUGGCCUCCGCGGAGAAGGCGGCCGCGGGGGACCUCCGCGCGGCCGAGGCGGCGCGGGAGAUGGCGUGGGAGCAGCUGCACUCGUCGCCCCGGGCCGAGGUCGGCGCCGCGUGGCGGGACGCCUACGCGCUCGCCUGCCUCCACGUCGCCGGCCUCCGCGCCGCCGCCGGCGACCGCCGCGCCGCGCUCCGGGCGCUCGACAUGGGACUCAUCAUGGGCGGGGGCCUCCUCCGCGCCGAGCUCGACGACGCCAUCGCGGGGCUCGGCCGCGGCGAGGCGGGCGCGGUCCCGGUCGCCGAUGGGGAUGUGCAGAGGUGGGAGGAAGGGAUCGCGGGGGGCCGAGACCUUGACGAUGUACUCAAACUUCUACCAGUGAAUUCCCUAUCUUGUAAGCAAAUUAAGAGGCGAUCAUGCAUUUCUUUGGAGGCAUUUAUACGUGAUUACUUUUUAUGUGAGUCCCCUGUUAUACUCAGUGGAUGCAUUGAGCAUUGGCCUGCAAGGACAAAGUGGAAGGACAUAAAGUACCUACAGAGUAUAGCUGGAGAUCGGACUAUUCCUGUUCAGGUUGGAAAAAAUUAUGCAUGUGCUGAGUUGAAACAGGAGCUUAUCACAUUUUCUCAAUUUCUUGAGAGGAUGUGGUCAAGUGAUUCUGCAAACUUGGCAUGUGUAGCGCAGCAUCAAUUGUUUGACCAGAUAAAGGAGCUCCACAAAGACAUUACUGUUCCUGAGUACUGUUUAGCUGGUGGUGGCAAACUCCAGUCACUUAAUGCUUGGUUCGGCCCUCAUGGGACAAUAACUCCAUUGCAUCAUGACCCACAUCACAACCUUUUUGCUCAGGUUUUGGGAAGGAAAUAUGUUAGACUCUAUCCUGCUUCUGUAUCCGUGGGUCUAUACCCUAACACAGAAAGCAUGCUAAGCAAUGCUAGCCAGGUAGAUCUUGACAACAUUGAUGAAAAAGAGCACCCGAAGACUGCAGCUCUUGAAUUCAUGGAUUGCAUAUUGGAGGAAGGUGACCUGCUUUACAUUCCCCCAAAAUGGUGGCAUUACAUCUUCCUUCAAGAAGUUCAUAAUGCUAUUGUUUUGACAAUUUUGAUCAUCCAUGAUGUUUCUAUCAUCAGAUUGGUAGAGACUUAA
Miscanthus lutarioriparius is the source of this 1203-nucleotide messenger RNA. The record is from the annotation of a GenBank genome assembly. NCBI's taxonomy places the organism in Eukaryota, Viridiplantae, Streptophyta, Magnoliopsida, Poales, Poaceae.